Messenger RNA from Echinops telfairi (small Madagascar hedgehog), 2315 nucleotides. RefSeq names its product mannosidase alpha class 1B member 1 (gene MAN1B1). Lineage: Eukaryota; Metazoa; Chordata; Mammalia; Afrosoricida; Tenrecidae. The record is from RefSeq and is a predicted model, not a curated record. Gene Ontology annotation, molecular function: calcium ion binding; mannosyl-oligosaccharide 1,2-alpha-mannosidase activity. Gene Ontology annotation, cellular component: endoplasmic reticulum; membrane. Gene Ontology annotation, biological process: carbohydrate metabolic process; N-glycan processing.
AUGGCUGCCUGCGGGUGUCCGAGCAGUGGGGCUCUCUCUUCCUCUCCGAGCGGCUUCCUGACGCCGCUAGUGGGCGGGGCACCCCGCGCCGCCGCCGCCGCCGCCGCCUUGUAUCCGCCGCCACUGCCGCCGCCGCCGCCGCCUCAUCGCGACUUCGUCUCGGUGACGCUGAGCCUGGGCGAGAGUUACGACAACAGCAAGGGCUGGCGCCGGCGCUCGUGCUGGAGGAGAUGGAAGCAGCUGUCGCGGCUGCAGCGGAGCGUCGUCCUCCUCCUCCUCGCCUUCCUGUUCGUGUGCGCGCUGCUGUCCUUCAUGAACGCCGGCGACCGCUGGCCAGCUCUGAGUGAGAGGUCAGAGAAGCAGCAGGUACUGGUGGCUCUCCCUGGACUGAAGCCCAUUCGCCCACCCGCCAUGCCGGCCCCUCGGACAGCCCGCGCUGGCCCUGACUUCCUGGCGGCACCCCCUCAGGGCCCUCCUCGGAAGCACUUGCGACGGGGACCACCCAACCUGCAGAGCAGGGCCCCUGACACUGGCGGGAAGGCCCAGCAUCAAGACGGCCUGGACGAGGAGAGGGGGCGGCCAGGUGAUGGCCACCAGGAGGAAAGCCCACCCAGGACCAUCAUCAGCUGGAGAGGAGCAAUGAUUGAGCCGGAGCAGGGGACAGAGCCCCUGUCCAGGAAAGCAGCUGGUCCCUCCCCACCGCCACCAGCCCCCCAAGCCAGGACUCAGAAGCCAGCAGGCCCCUCGAACCCACGCCAGAAGGCCGUGGUGGACGCCUUCCGCCACGCGUGGAAGGGCUACUGCAAGUACGCGUGGGGCCACGACGAGCUGAGGCCCCUGUCCAGGUCCUUCAGCGAGUGGUUCGGCCUGGGCCUCACCCUGGUAGACGCUCUGGACACCAUGUGGAUCAUGGGCCUGACCAGAGGUCGGAGCCGACUAGACGUCCGCUCGGGGCCCUUCCCUCCCAACACCCCCGCCCAGAGUGAGGGCCUCCGGGAGUGUGGCGGCAGGUACCCCUUCUCCCCUCCGCCCGACCCUGGCCUCGUGGUCAUCAAAGUCUCUUCUUUUGGUGUAAAAGCCACGUUUGUUUCCUCGGGGCUCAUGGUUGCUCAAGACAAUGCAGCGCUAAUCAGUGCCACCUUGGCCCUGGUUCUGUUGUCCCUCUCCCACCUGGGCCUCGGCAGCAGCUGUGUCCCUGGGAAGUGGGGCCAUCAGGAGCCCUGCCCUGUCCCCCUGCAGGAGGCUGUGGAGGAGGUGACGCGGCGGGUGCACACGCUGUCUGGGAAGAAGGAUGGGCUGGUGCCCAUGUUUAUCAGCACGCACAGUGGCCACUUCACGCACCUGGGCAUGUUCACGCUGGGUGCCCGCGCUGACAGCUACUACGAGUACCUGCUGAAGCAGUGGCUGCAGGGCGGGAAGAAGGAGAUGCGGCUCCGGGCGGACUACGUGCAGGCCGUCGAGGGCGUGAAGAGGCACCUGCUGAGGCGCUCAGAGCCCAGCAAGCUCACCUUCGUCGGGGAGCUCGCCCACGGCCGCUUCAGCGCCAAGAUGGACCACCUGGUGUGCUUCCUGCCUGGCACCCUGGCCCUGGGCGCCCACCACGGGCUGCCAGCUGAGCACAUGGACCUGGCCAAGGGGCUGAUGGAGACCUGCUACCAGAUGAACCGCCAGAUGGCGACGGGGCUGAGCCCCGAGAUCGCCCACUUCAACGUGGUCCCCCAGGAGGGCCACCAGGAUGUGGAGGUCAAGCCGGCAGACAGGCACAACCUGCUACGGCCGGAGACAGUGGAGAGCCUGUUCUACCUGCACCGCUGUACCGGGGACGCUAAGUACCAGGACUGGGGCUGGGAGAUCCUGCAGAGUUUCAACGCCUACACGCGGGUCCCCACGGGGGGCUACUCCUCCAUCAACAACGUCCAGGACCCCAAGAAGCCUGACCCACGGGACAAAAUGGAGAGUUUCUUCCUGGGGGAGACGCUCAAGUACCUGUACCUGCUCUUCUCCGAGGACGCCGACCUGCUCAGCCUGGAUGCCUACGUCUUCAACACCGAGGCCCACCCCCUGCCCAUCUGGACGCCCACCUAGGGCCUGGUCCCCAGGCACGAGCAGGGGACAGAGGCCAGGCGCAGUCUUGGGGCCUAUGGAGGAGCCCUGGGCAGAUUGGCCACUGCUGGCCGUCAGGCUGUGGGCAGACAGCCCAGAGAACACCAGCUGGACACAUCCUAGGGCCCAGCACCAGCCUUAGCAGCUCUGGGUCUCCUGGUCAGGAGCCAUCGGGGACGCGCAAGAAUAAAUGCCAUAGCUGUGGGACCCAG